Triticum urartu is the source of this 614-nucleotide messenger RNA. RefSeq lists its product as uncharacterized. The record is from RefSeq and is a predicted model, not a curated record. NCBI's taxonomy places the organism in Eukaryota, Viridiplantae, Streptophyta, Magnoliopsida, Poales, Poaceae.
CACCUCCGCUUCUCCCCACACAAACAUCUCCCACGAUCCAUCCAAGUUCACCAGCGCAGAGUUUGAGAAACCAAGCACAGCAUCCGCCUGCUGCUUCUUGCUUCUCUUUCUCUGCGACCAGAUCCUCCCACCGUCUCGUCUCAAUGGCCGCCGUCUCCGCCAAGUCCAUUGCUCUCCUCGCCGCAGUGGUGCUCGUGGCGCUCGUUGCGUCGGCGGCGGGGAGGAUUGUGGACCGGGAGGAGGAGUUCUUCCUGGGCAGCCUCGCCCCCUCGCUCGCCCCGGCGCCCGCGCCGGCGGCGGUGGUCGGCGCAGCAGGCGCCGUCGCGCCCGGGGCGUGGGCUGUGGCCGCCGUCGUCUCGCUCCUCGCCUUCCUCGCUCACUGAGGCGUCGCUGCGCUGCGGACAGUCAUGGGUGCCUAUUGAGAGAUGGAAUCCUGCAAUCUGAAUUGCGGCGAGUCGCGUCUGUUUGUUUCGUUCAGUUUAGUUGGUUGGUUAGACUACUAGUAGUAGUGAUCUAUUCAGUGAUGGUGUUGCGUACUGGGUAUCUCUCUCUUUUGCCUGUAUAAGAGAGAAAGUAUGUUCUAAAUAAUACUAUUACUUAUUGAUUAUUCUUUA